Penicillium malachiteum is the source of this 297-nucleotide messenger RNA. RefSeq lists its product as uncharacterized. The transcript has 3 exons. Bases 1 to 297 code for a protein of 98 amino acids. The record is from RefSeq and is a predicted model, not a curated record. Lineage: Eukaryota; Fungi; Ascomycota; Eurotiomycetes; Eurotiales; Aspergillaceae.
AUGCGUUUCUCAUCCGUUGUUGUUAUCGCCAUCACCCUAGCUUUGGGUUCGGCUAAGGAAAUCAACAUGAGUUGCCAAUUUGCCCAAGAUCACACCGGCAUGGUUCAGCAGCCCUAUUGCUGCCGUGAUAUGACUUCUGCGCGUGGAAACCCUAAGGCCAAUGAGGCUGAAGACUGUGUUCUGCUUACGAAGCCCCAGCUCUGUGAGGAUCAAUCUCGACCUGCAUGCUGCUACCCAAUUGGCCCCAAGAAGAUUUGUACCUCCCACGUCAUUUUCCAAGAUGCGGCAGAUGUUUAA